CUUUACUGUUCUAACAUGGCAAAAUGUCUCACUUAGAAUUCUUGAAAGUAAAUUCCAGUAAUUUAGUUCAAGAGUUCAGACGUUUUAAUGUUAAUAUUGUUAACAUUAGAAUACUUAGAAGUCUUUAUUUGAGAAAACUGAAAGUGGCUGUUUUUCUGCGAACUUACCCUUCUCUUCAAGAAGGAACACUUUUACUUUUGGACAGUUUGGAUCCUAAUGUUGAAUUAUUGCGACCUUAAAAAGCUUGAAAUGUUUCGAGGAAUACAGAGAAAAGCGAAGCGUUCACUAUAUGCCAGCAAAGUUAGCUAAAACCAGCUAACGGUUACUAGCUAACAGUUAUCCUGCUAGCAUGAGUUUUCGUCUCUUGCUAACUCAGGGUAUCUGAGGACAGUGGCAGCGAAAACAACAUCCCUGCGGGCAGAAGCUCGUGCAGGAAUCAGGAGAGAAGCAGAACUGGACCUGGUGGACUGAAAAUAACAAAAACUCAGAGCAAAGGAAUUGUGUUUGGAGAGUUUCUGCCUCCAUCUUGAGACGAAAGAAUUCUGAGGAACAAACUUGCCUAGCUGGAAUGAAGGACUGACAACAAGCAGACUUGUGGAGAGAAGGGUAGCUGGAUGAACUUCUGUAGUGGAUGACAAGCAGAAACCAUGCUCCCACUGGUUUCUUGAUUAAUACUGAAGCACUGGCCUACACUACUCCUCAAGCCUGACUCCUUCUAAUUCCAGAGGAUGUCUAACCAUCAAUUCCAGCGUGUGCCCUACUGUUUAAUGAUGUGGGUGGUGCUAACCUCACUUGAAAGCAGGACUGAUCAGCUGGGCAAGUUCUGGAAACCAAUCCUGCUUCACAGAGAUGUCAAGUGGACACCUAACAGCUAGUUAGCUGUCCAUAUGGGCCAAGCGUCUAUGUUGACUUACAGACUGACCCAGAUUAUCUUUGCUGGAGGAUUAGAGCAAUGUCCCUGAGGAGGAGGAAGAGGAGGACGUCCCGUAUGGGCAGUAUUUGUGUUGUAAAGCUCCUGCAACUUUUCAGAACACAUUUCCCCUGCUGACUACAAUGCCUUCCACAAAGAGCUCUAAUCACUGGACGUUAUCAGAGUUCAUUGGGCAGCGGAGGCUUUUAGGACUUGGAGCUCUGCUGGCAUGGCUCGUCCUCUUUCAUCUCCUUGUGAACGUCUGGCUCCUCUGCGUCUUCACCAGUCUCUUGGUGGUUCUGGGGGGUUGGCUUGGGUCCCGUGCCUUACUGGACGCAAACAGCCUUCUCCACUUGGAGCACUUUUUGCCUCUUGGCAAAGUUAACCCACCCCUGAAUUCACCUGAACAUGAGUGGAGGUUGAACCACGAGAUCAACAGUGUUGUCCACAAAGCAGUGCGUGAUUUUGUGUCCUCGUGGUAUCGCACUCUACUGCCAGGGGUGGAGGGGGAGUUUGAACGUGCGGUGUGUGAUUCGAUGCUGGAGUCAGUGAUGGAGCUGAAGGAGCGUGCACGGCGAGUGGACAGAAAAGCACUGGUUCAACGGCUGCUAGAGCUGUACGGCUGUCACCUGCAGAGCUACAUGACUGCAAGACAGAUACAGUCGACACAAAAGGAGAGAAUCAGCCUCUGGCAGCUGUACAGUGAAGUAGAUGCCCCUCAUCCAGCUGUGAGCAAUGCAGUCGCUGAGCUCAGCUACUCAAGAGCUCUGGUAAACCUCGUCUUACAUGUGCUUGUUCCAUACCCUCAGAUGGAAACCAGGACAGGAGGCUACAUGGUUACAGAACUCAUCACCUGCAACGUGCUGUUGCCGCUUAUAAGCAGGGUGUCUGAUCCCGACUGGCUCAACCAGACCAUUGUAGACAUAAUCACCAGGUCCAGAGAACCACAGGAAAUCAGUGUGGAUGAACUCCCAGCUGCAGCCUCACUAUAUGGAUGUCAGAUCCUGCAGGAGUCCUGGACCACCUGCAGGUCCCUGUCUUCUUCUGAUCACCCUACCAGCAGAAGCACCUCUGACCUUGAUGAUCUGCAGAGCCAGAAAACCAUGUGUGAGAGGGAUUCCUCACAGAGCAGCAUGGUUAGCCUGACGUCUGCUGGGAAAGUAGAAGGCUGUGACGCAGGUUUGCUCACACCUUGCAAAGUGAACUGCUGUGCAUUCCCGUCUGGCCACUACUCCCACUCAUCAGAGCCCAAAAUAAUUUCACUUGACUCUCUAAUUCCAUCAGACUCUGAAGACGACCUGACAGGAGGCUUUUGCGAAUGUGGUCCUCCAACAAACUUCUGCAAUGUCAUGAAUUUAAAGGGUGAUGAGGCGUUCGGCUGCUUUGGUCCUUUGAAAAAUCUUGGGCCAAAGGUUGUGGUGCCUGAGGACUCCCAGUGGCCAGCAGGUAUGGCCCAAGAGAAAUCCCCAACGUGUUCACCAAGAAGAGUUUGUCUAACCUCAUGCAACUUUGAUACCUCCAGUAACCAAGCUACACCUGUCAACAUCCAGAAUGUGCAAAUUUCUGGCACUGUCACUGGGAAGGAGCAGCGUGGCACAGGCACACAUCCCUAUACUCUCUACACUGUAAAGUUUGAGACGAUGGCUGAAAACGGCGGAACUCUGCAACCUGUGUCCUGUCACACUGUCAACCGGAGAUACAGCGAGUUCCUCAACUUGCAAACACGUUUGGAGGAGAGGCCUGAAGUCAAGAAAGUAAUCAAGAAUGUCAAAGGCCCAAAGAAAAUGUUCCCUGACCUUUCGUUUGGCAGUGCAGACAGCGACAAGGUUGAAGCCCGUAAAAACCAACUGGAUACGUUCCUUAAACAAUUAAGCAGCAUUCCUGAAACAUCAAACAAUGAAGACAUGCAGGAGUUCCUGGCUCUUAACUCUGAUGUUUGUACAUAUUUUGGAAGACGGCCUUUUGUCAAGUCAAGAAUUGAUAAGAUGGUGGAAAAUGCUUUAGACACCUUGAAGACGGCUUUCCCUCAUCCUGAGCCCCUCAGUCCGACGGAGGACCUUGAGGGAGAUGCUGAUGGAAGAACAAUGGACAGCAGAAAGUACAGGAGGCUUAUGUUCCCAAGCAAAGUUUCCCCAUCUCUUAAUAUACCUGACAUACACCCUAAAGUGACCUACUGCUUCAGUGAAGGCAGCUCUGUCCUCAAUGGCAUGUCACUGUCUAGCCUGGAGGGCUUUGUCAAACAGCAGGAAAGACGUUUAUGUGAGUCGAAUGGGAAGGAGACAGCCAAGCAGAGCUGUGAGCAGCCUGGCAAAGACAAGAAGACUUCAGGGAAAAGUCACGGGACAGACACAGCUGUGGCAGAUGUUGCUUUGAACAUUUUGUGUCUGCUGAUGAGGGACCAGUGGAGUUGGCUGUGCACUGAGAACAUACAGAAGACCAUCAGACUGCUCUUUGGCACCUUCAUUGAGAGAUGGUUGGAUGUAGGAGUUGCCCAUCUUACCAGUGCCCCCUGCUGGGUGAUUUACCUCCAAGUGCUGCAGGAAGCUGUAUGGCCAGGCGGCACACUGCCUGCUCAACCUCGGCCAGAGCGGAGUGCCGCAGAAAGAGAGGAAACCAAGGAGCAGUGUCUGGACUGUUUAAUGCAGCUGCUCCCAGAGCUCAUCACUGACAUGCUGGGAAGUGAGAAGUACAGACUGAGCUUAGAGACCAUGCUGGAGUCUUUACAGGACCACCAGAUAAACAAGCAUCUGAUCUACUGCAUCUGUGAUCUGCUGCUGGAGUUUCUGAUCCCUGAGUCGUGCAACGAGGCCUUCCAGAGGUCUCUGCUGCAGAGCCUGGCCAAAGACGCAGAGAGAGACAAUCUUCACACAUGAUCAGCACAUGAUAGCAUGUACUUCACAUGGAUAAUGUGCGGCACAUGUGUAUGAGGGUUAUUUAUAAUGGCCCAGAGUCACUAGAGUCAGCAGGGCGAUGGCACAGGAUAGCAGCAGCCAUUACCUGAUUGGCCGGCGGUAACAGAGAGCUCAUAAAACCUCCUUCCUCGUGACUUGCUGUGACAUAAAGAGGAGAAAGACGAGGAUUGUGUGAAUAUUUCUGAAACACCUAAAGGGGAAACAUCAGAGGGAAACAGCUGAUUGCACUCAACUACUGCUCUUAUGUUCAAUGUGCUUAUGAAGGAUCUACUGCAAACACUGCAUUAAUAAAUAGACGAAACACGCACAGGGUCUGAAACUAUUUCUUGUUUUUAUAGAUGCAUUUAUUUAUUAAUUCAUUGAGAUCUUGCUUUAAAUGUUGCAAAAGCUCUCCAUAGAGCCUGGAGAAAUUGAAAUAAUGUUUAUACAUUUAUUUAUUAUAUAAUGUAUUGCAUUGGCAUUUGUGGUGAUGUUUUAAUAUGUCCCAAUAUGCUUUUACCCGACUGUCCGUGGGAACUGUCUCAGAAAGAAUAAAUUAGUCAGGCCUCAAUAUUAAAAGCACUACAUGUGAAAAAAAGAUUUGACUCAUGUUCUUUCAGUGAUUCACCUAAAGUCCCAGACUGAAAUCGCAUCAAUAAAAAGUGACUUAACAUAAGUGAAUGCAGACAGUGUUAGUCUUCCCAUGAUCUUUUGACCAGCCUUUGAAAAGUACUCGCUGCUUCCCAGACCAUCUCUUUGAUGAGGCUAUAAUAGUGCGGGAGAUUAACACCUCACUGCCUGACUUAUGAAACCAUGGUGAAAGAUGUUCCUUUUAUAUU
Messenger RNA from Epinephelus fuscoguttatus (brown-marbled grouper), 4640 nucleotides. RefSeq names its product sorting nexin 19a (gene snx19a). Lineage: Eukaryota; Metazoa; Chordata; Actinopteri; Perciformes; Serranidae. The record is from RefSeq and is a predicted model, not a curated record. Gene Ontology annotation, molecular function: phosphatidylinositol binding. Gene Ontology annotation, cellular component: early endosome membrane; intracellular membrane-bounded organelle. The coding region runs from base 1054 to 3783 and encodes 909 amino acids. The transcript is spliced from 18 exons.